This is a messenger RNA of Phacochoerus africanus (Common warthog), 4625 nucleotides long. It is a transcript of the gene MYO1C, whose product is annotated as myosin IC. Gene Ontology annotation, biological process: actin filament organization; vesicle transport along actin filament. Gene Ontology annotation, molecular function: ATP binding; microfilament motor activity; actin filament binding. Lineage: Eukaryota; Metazoa; Chordata; Mammalia; Artiodactyla; Suidae. The record is from RefSeq and is a predicted model, not a curated record. Gene Ontology annotation, cellular component: microvillus; vesicle; actin cytoskeleton. The coding region runs from base 209 to 3400 and encodes 1063 amino acids. The transcript is spliced from 32 exons.
CUUCCCAAUCAGACCUGGGCUGCUCCAGCUGUGUCCUGAGGCGCUGGACCAGACACAUCCCCUGGGGCUGGAGUUGAAGCUGAACCAAGUGGCCAUCCCAGCUUAAGAUCAGAUUCCUGGUUCCGGCAACAGGCAGAGCCAGCAGGCAGGCAAGCGGGCUUUUGCUCAGAGGCCCCAGUGCUCAGCACGCUGGCUAUCCACAGGCGGAAUGGCACUGCAAGUGGAGCUGAUACCCACGGGGGAGAUCAUCCGUGUGGUUCAUCCCCACAGGCCCUGCAAGCUAGCCCUGGGCAGUGACGGGGUGCGGGUGACCAUGGAGAGCGCACUGACCGCCCGAGACCGGGUGGGGGUACAGGAUUUCGUGCUGCUGGAGAACUUCACCAGCGAGGCCGCCUUCAUCGAGAACCUGCGGCGACGCUUCAGGGAGAACCUCAUCUAUACCUACAUUGGCCCCGUCCUGGUCUCUGUCAACCCCUACCGGGACCUGCAGAUCUACAGCCGGCAGCACAUGGAGCGUUACCGGGGUGUCAGCUUCUAUGAGGUGCCCCCCCACCUGUUCGCGGUGGCUGACACUGUGUACCGGGCAUUGCGCACGGAGCGCCGGGACCAGGCGGUGAUGAUCUCUGGGGAAAGCGGGGCAGGCAAGACAGAGGCCACCAAGCGGCUGCUGCAGUUCUAUGCUGAGACCUGCCCAGCCCCCGAGCGGGGCGGUGCCGUGCGUGACCGGCUGCUGCAGAGCAACCCGGUGCUGGAGGCCUUCGGAAAUGCCAGGACCCUCCGGAAUGACAACUCCAGCAGGUUCGGGAAGUACAUGGACGUGCAGUUUGACUUCAAGGGUGCCCCCGUGGGUGGCCACAUCCUCAGUUACCUCCUGGAGAAGUCGCGGGUGGUACACCAGAAUCACGGGGAGAGGAACUUCCACGUCUUCUACCAGCUGCUGGAGGGGGGCGAGGAGGAGACGCUGCGCAGGCUGGGCCUGGAACGGAACCCCCAGAGCUACCUGUACCUGGUGAAGGGCCAGUGUGCCAAAGUCUCCUCCAUCAACGACAAGAAUGAUUGGAAGGUCGUCAGGAAGGCCCUGACAGUGAUUGACUUCACGGAGGAUGAAGUGGAGGAUCUGCUGAGCAUCGUGGCCAGCGUCCUGCAUCUGGGCAACCUCCACUUUGCUGCCAAUGAGGAGAGUAAUGCCCAGGUCACCACCGAGAACCAGCUCAAGUAUCUGACCAGGCUCCUGGGUGUGGAGGGCUCGACGUUGCGGGAAGCGCUGACGCACAGGAAGAUCAUCGCCAAGGGCGAAGAGCUCCUGAGCCCGCUGAACCUAGAACAGGCUGCGUAUGCGCGAGAUGCCCUUGCCAAGGCCGUGUACAGUCGCACCUUCACCUGGCUGGUUGCCAAAAUCAACAGGUCACUGGCCUCCAAGGACGCCGAGAGCCCGAGCUGGCGGAGCACCACGGUCCUUGGGCUCCUGGACAUUUACGGCUUCGAAGUGUUUCAGCACAACAGCUUUGAGCAGUUCUGCAUCAAUUACUGCAACGAGAAGCUGCAGCAGCUUUUCAUCGAGCUCACCCUCAAGUCGGAGCAAGAGGAGUAUGAGGCAGAGGGCAUCGCGUGGGAGCCUGUCCAGUAUUUCAACAACAAGAUCAUCUGUGACCUGGUGGAGGAGAAGUUCAAGGGCAUCAUCUCCAUCCUGGACGAGGAGUGUCUGCGCCCCGGGGAGGCCACAGACUUGACUUUCCUGGAGAAGUUAGAGGACACAGUCAAACACCAUCCACACUUCCUGACGCACAAGCUGGCUGACCAGCGGACCAGGAAAUCUCUGGGCCGGGGGGAGUUCCGCCUUCUGCACUACGCUGGGGAGGUGACCUACAGUGUGACCGGGUUUCUGGAUAAAAACAAUGACCUUCUCUUCCGGAACCUGAAGGAGACCAUGUGCAGCUCGGAGAAUCCCAUCAUGAGCCAGUGCUUCGACCGGAGCGAGCUCAGUGACAAGAAGCGGCCAGAGACGGUGGCCACCCAGUUCAAGAUGAGCCUCCUGCAGCUGGUGGAGAUCCUCAAGUCUAAGGAGCCUGCCUAUGUCCGCUGCAUCAAGCCCAAUGACGCCAAGCAGCCUGGCCGCUUUGACGAAGUGCUGAUCAGGCACCAGGUGAAGUACCUGGGGCUGAUGGAGAACCUGCGCGUGCGCAGAGCCGGCUUUGCCUAUCGCCGCAAAUACGAGGCUUUCCUGCAGAGGUACAAGUCACUGUGCCCAGAGACAUGGCCUACAUGGGCAGGAAGGCCCCAGGAUGGGGUGGCUGUGCUGAUCAGGCACCUUGGCUACAAGCCAGAAGAGUACAAGAUGGGCAGGACCAAGAUCUUCAUCCGCUUCCCCAAGACCCUGUUUGCCACAGAGGAUGCCUUGGAGGUCCGGCGGCAGAGCCUGGCCACGAAGAUCCAGGCCGCCUGGAGGGGCUUUCACUGGCGGCAGAAAUUCCUCCGAGUGAAGCGAUCAGCUAUCUGCAUCCAGUCCUGGUGGCGAGGAACGCUGGGCCGGAGGAAGGCAGCCAAGAGGAAGUGGGCGGCACAGACCAUCCGGCGGCUCAUCCGUGGCUUCAUCCUGCGCCACGAACCCCGUUGCCCCCAGAACGCCUUCUUCUUGGACCACGUGCGCACCUCUUUUUUGCUCAACCUGCGGAGGCAGCUGCCCCGGAAUAUCCUGGACCCUUCCUGGCCCACGCCCCCACCUGCCCUGCGUGAGGCCUCGGAGCUCCUGCGGGAGCUCUGCCGGAAGAACAUGGUGUGGAAGUACUGUCGGAGCAUCAGCCCCGAGUGGAAGCAGCAGCUGCAGCAAAAAGCCGUGGCCAGUGAGAUCUUCAAAGGCAAGAAAGACAAUUACCCCCAGAGUGUCCCCAGGCUCUUCAUCAGCACACGGCUUGGUGCGGAUGAGAUCAGCCCCAAGGUGCUGCAGGCCCUGGGCUCUGAGCCCAUCCAGUAUGCCGUGCCCGUUGUGAAAUAUGACCGCAAAGGCUACAAGCCACGCUCCCGGCAGCUGCUGCUGACACCCAACGCCGUGGUCAUCGUGGAGGAUGCCAAAGUCAAGCAGAGGAUUGAUUAUGCCAACCUGACCGGAAUAUCUGUCAGCAGCCUGAGUGACAGCCUCUUUGUGCUGCAUGUGCAGCGUGAGGACAAUAAGCAGAAGGGGGAUGUGGUGCUGCAGAGCGACCACGUGAUCGAGACGCUGACCAAGACGGCCCUCAGCGCCGACCGCGUGAGCAACAUCAACAUCAACCAGGGCAGCAUCACGUUCGCAGGGGGCCCGGGCAGGGAUGGCAUCAUCGACUUCACACCCGGCUCGGAGCUGCUCAUCACCAAGGCCAAGAACGGGCACCUGGCCGUGGUGGCCCCACGGCUGAACUCUCGGUGAUGAAGGUGCCCGCUGGACCCUCUCCCGCCUCCCAGUGCUUUGCUCAUCCCCCCUCCCCUUCCCAGUUACCAAAGACUCGAGCUUCCAGACAGGGACCCAGGGACACCUCGAAGCCCACCGACAAGCUCCCACCCCCUGCUCAUCCCUCUCCUGGGGGAGCAGCAGGGGCCAGGGAGCUACCCCAGGAGUGGGCCAGGCCGGGCCACAGCAAUAGGAAAGCCGGGGCCAGAGGCAGCCGUGCCAGCCCCACUGCCAAUGCCAAAUAUUGGAGAAAAGGGAACUUUUGCUGAGGUUUUUCUCUGAGAUUUUUUGAUGCUUUAUAGGAAACUUAUUUUUUUAAAAAGCCCUUUUCCUACCCCGAGACACACUGGAUGUGUUUUCCCUGACUCCAGCAGGGCAGGGAAUGUAGCUGGGAGGGUGGGCGGUCUGGGCCCUGGUGCCCUCUUCCCUGCCCGGGCCACCUUCGCCUCCUUGUUCCCUUGGCACCUUGUCUGUCUGCCUGCCCACCUGUACCCUUUGCAGCCCACUCCAGCAUCCCCCUGGGGCUGAGACCAUCCUUGCCUGGCCCCUCCUUCCUGCCUUAAAGAUGCCCUUCUAAUGUCAUGCCAGCCUGAGGGCAUCCUGGAGUGGGGGCAGGACUCUUAGACUGUGUAUUUUAGAAGCUCUGAGAGAUCAUCCAGUCUAGCUGCCUAGUGUGACAGAGCAAGAGACAGAGGCCCAAAGAGGGGAGGAGACUCGCCCAAGGUCAUCCAGCAGGCUGGGGCAAAACCAGACUGCAGCUUUGUCCUCAGCUCACCUCACCUCCUCUCCCAGGGACAGGGGGGCCCAUGAAACUGGCUCAUGUCUUAAGGGUGCACAUGGCUCCCUGACCAGCAAUCACCCUCGGGGGCCACCAGGUGGGAGGAGCCCUCCCGCCCGAGUUCUUGCCUUAGGAUGACAAACACCCUGCCCAUAUACUUUGGGCCCAGUUCCAGGACGAAGGGCCUUCACAGGCCCCUGCACCCCUCCCCAUCCUGGGAGCCUGGGGGAGGGGCUGGCCUUGGGAGGAGCUGCAGGGGCAUCACCUCUUUCUGCUGCUUCUCCCCCCACCCACCCCCACCCACCCCCACCUCCCAUGAGGGCCUAGGGCCUGCCCAGCUGCCUCUGCCCUCCUGGGAGUCUCAGUCCACUGCUGACACUUCUGCGAUCCAGAGAAACACUAAAUAAAGCAAUAUGUGUUUGCCAA